Molecule: messenger RNA, 1167 nt
Organism: Ogataea haglerorum
Lineage: Eukaryota; Fungi; Ascomycota; Pichiomycetes; Pichiales; Pichiaceae
Exons: 1
Coding region: 1-1167 (388 amino acids)
Biological process (GO): L-serine biosynthetic process
Cellular component (GO): cytoplasm
Molecular function (GO): O-phospho-L-serine:2-oxoglutarate transaminase activity; pyridoxal phosphate binding
Source: RefSeq, a predicted model, not a curated record
AUGUCACUGGAGAGAAAAGAGCCAAACUAUUUUGGAGCGGGGCCUGCCCUGCUCCCAACCAGCGUCCUGCAACAAGCCGCCCAGGACCUGAUCAACUUCCAAGGAAUUGGCCUUGGUGCCGGAGAAAUCAGCCAUCGCUCGUCUGCCGGUUCCAAUAUUACAGAGAGCGCUCGUCAGCACCUGGUCGAAUUGCUGGACAUCCCGGACACCCACGAGGUUUUCUUUCUGCAAGGAGGCGGAACAACUGGUUUUUCGUCUAUUGCAACUAAUCUCACAGCCUCGUUCGCCAAGAAGACCGGUCGGAAGGGCAGACCUGCCUACGUCGUCACUGGAAGCUGGUCGAAAAAAGCUGCCGAGGAGGCUGCCAGACUGGGCUUCGGUCCGGACAUCGUGCUGGAUUCAAAGAAGGUCGACGGCAAGUUUGGCACGAUUCCAAGCACCGACAAGUGGAGCAUACCUGAGGAUCUGUCCAACACCUCGUACCUCUACUUCUGUGACAACGAGACCGUCAACGGCGUCGAGUUCCCGGAAUUCCCAUUUGACAAGUUCCCAGGCGUCGAGAUCGUGACAGACAUGUCCUCGAACUUCUUGUCCAAAAAGGUGGACGUUUCCAAGUACGGGUGUAUCUUUGCAGGUGCGCAGAAAAACGUUGGUCUGGCCGGGAUCACGGUCUAUAUUAUCAAAAAGAGCCUUCUUGACUACCCAACUGAUGAGGAGCUGACCAAGCUGAACAUCCCUUUGAGCCCUAUCGCGUUCGACUUCCCAACUGUGGUCAAGAACAAGUCGGCAUACAACACCAUCCCAACGUUCACCGUUCACAUCGUGGACCUUGUCUUGCAGCACCUGAUCCAGAAAGGCGGUCUUGAAGUCCAGCAGAAGACCAACGAGCAGAAGGCCAGGCUUCUGUACGAGGCUCUGGAAGAGUUCCCUAGCGUGUUCAAGCUUGCUGUGGAGAAGCCGGUGAGGUCGAAAAUGAACGUGGUGUUCACGCUGGCUGACGGCUCCGACGCCGAGUUCCUCAAGGCUGCGGAAGAAAAAGAGCUCACGGGUUUGAAGGGCCACCGGUCUGUUGGCGGCAUGCGUGCUUCUCUAUACAACGCCGUGUCGCUGGAGAGCGUCAAGCUGCUAUGCGACUUUGUGAGAGCGUACGGUGCACAACACGCCUAG